AUGUCUGUGCUCAUGAAUACCAUGCAUCAGAGGCCCAAGCUGGUGGUUCUGUCCUCAGUGCCCAACGGACUGGGCCGCCUCACGGGUCUAAGAGCCACCUUUGCGCGCCUGGCAGCGGAACGACUCGGUUCACCUCCAGAGGCUGCGGCUCCCAAAGCAGCUGCACCCGCCGGCUCCGCACCAGCAGCCGUCAGUGUCGCGGAGGGCUGCAUUGAACGACGCGUGCCUGUGUCCUUUGUGCGGCAGCGUGUCAUGAAAAGGCUCAAGGAGACGCAAAAUACUGUGGCUCAGCUUUCUACAUUUCAGGAGGUUGACAUGACAGCAGCACUGAAGCUCCGAGCGAAGUACAAGGACAUGUUUCUCAAGUUACAUGGGUCGCAGCUGGGCCUUCUGGAUGAGCUAUCCGUUGCUGACUUGAGCACUUCGACCUUUGGCAUUGUGGAUACGGGGAUCGCUGGUAGCAUGUUGGGAACUGGAAUUAUAAAUUAUCCACAGAGCGCUUCCAUGGGUACGAACAGCGUGAAGAGACGCCCUACGGUGGUGGACGGGAAGAUAGAAGCCAGACCAAUCAUGUACACAGCUUUAAACUACGAUCACCGCUUGAUCGAUGGUCGGGAGGCUGUGACAUUUCUUUGCUCGGUGCGCGACAAACUGGAGGACUGGGGAGAUUUUUUCUAUUGUGAUGAUUUGAUACAUUUUUCCACAGAAGCAUUCUCAGGAUCCAUCUCGAAUGCUGCUGGAUCUUUGAUUCACUGGAUCUCGAAUGCUGCACCAAGAAAACGCACAUAUGAAAUUCAUCCGGGCAGCAAUUCCUGGAGCUGA
This is a messenger RNA of Durusdinium trenchii, 822 nucleotides long. NCBI's taxonomy places the organism in Eukaryota, Dinophyceae, Suessiales, Symbiodiniaceae. The record is from the annotation of a GenBank genome assembly.